This is a messenger RNA of Diachasmimorpha longicaudata, 878 nucleotides long. It is a transcript of the gene Bin1, whose product is annotated as histone deacetylase complex subunit SAP18. The record is from RefSeq and is a predicted model, not a curated record. Gene Ontology annotation, cellular component: nucleus. The transcript has 3 exons. The coding region runs from base 264 to 728 and encodes 154 amino acids. Gene Ontology annotation, molecular function: transcription factor binding; transcription corepressor activity. Gene Ontology annotation, biological process: negative regulation of DNA-templated transcription. NCBI's taxonomy places the organism in Eukaryota, Metazoa, Arthropoda, Insecta, Hymenoptera, Braconidae.
UAUUCCUGGGUUAAAAAUUAAAGUGAAGGCAGAAAUAUAAUAUAAAAGUCGAAUGGAGUUGAGACAGUAAAAUCUUUGAGAAUUUGUACUUGCAAUUGUUUACUCGACGAACAGGAGUCAGAAUCCAUGGUUAUAUUUUUUUACUGGUGAUAGCGGAAACAGCUAAUCUUUGACAUCGAGAUGUCAAAAUAUGGAUAGAGGGCGCUCCGAUAAUCGAAUUUUUUAACCCCACAUUAUCGAGACCAUCGUAUGUAUAUUUAAACAUGGCGUCAGUUUUGGAGUCGAUGGUUGUUGAUGAUAAACAAUUGCCCGAAAAGCCAGUGGAUAGAGAAAAGACAUGUCCCUUACUUUUACGAGUAUUCUGUAAUACUGGUCGCCAUCACAACAUAAUGGACUACAGUCGUGGAAAUGUUCCCUCGAAUGAACUCCAAAUUUACACAUGGAUGGAUGCAACUCUCCGGGAAAUAACUGGUUUAGUUAAAGAAGUUAAUCCAGACGCCAGAAGUAAGGGAACAUAUUUUGAUUUUUCGCUGGUUACUCCAGAAUUAAGGAAUUCUGGCUACAGAAUGAGGGAAAUUGGAGUCACCUGCUCCGGACAGAAAGGAGCUGAUGAUAAUAAAACAUUGGCUCAAGCAAGAUUUACGAUUGGCGAUUACCUGGACAUUUCCAUCACUCCUCCAAAUAGAAUGCAGCCAGCAAUUAGACGAGGAGGUCCCCGCCAAUAUUGAAAAAGCAUCCCCAAUUGUUAUUCCCUCCCAACGUCAAAAAGAACAAUCAACAUUUAGUCAUAAAUCACACAAUUUUUUUAUUUGUAAACGCAAUGAAAAAAAAAAAUUUAUAUACAAAAGAUCACAUUAAAUAACGCAAGAUAAACCGUA